AUGAAACUCUUGGUUUUGUUUGGGUUGUCGUGGAAACGGCCCAAGAGCCAAUCACAGGCGACCCGCCGCGUCCUCAUGAAUAUUAAUGAGCAGGAUGUGAGCGGCUCGUUGCGCGAGGCCCGCGGUGCGCAUGCGCGAAGCUUCGCCUCCGACAACAAGAAGCAGGAGCCAGGCAAGAUGGCCGACCUGGGAAAGAAGUACUGCGUUAACUGCCUCGCAGACGUUACGAACCUGCGGCUCCGCUGCACCGACUGCCAGGACAUCGAGCUGUGCCCGGAGUGCUUCUCGGCGGGCGCAGAAAUCGGUAAUCACCGGAGAUGGCACGGCUACCAGCAAGUCGACGGCGGUCGGUUCUCUCUCUGGGGUCCCGAGGCUGAGGGAGGAUGGACCAGCAGGGAAGAGCAGUCGCUACUCGAUGCCAUCGAGCAGUAUGGAUUUGGAAACUGGGAGGACAUGGCCGCUCACGUUGGUGCAUCCCGGACUCCUCAGGAAGUCAUGGAGCAUUACGUCACCAUGUACAUCCACGGAAACCUGGGUAAGGCCUGCAUCCCCGACAGCAUUCCCAACCGAGUGACCGACCACACCUGUCCGAGCGGGGGCCCGCUGUCGCCCAGCCUCACCACGCCGCUCCCGCCGCUGGACAUCAGCCUGACGGAGCAGCAGCAGCUGGGCUACAUGCCGCUGCGCGACGACUACGAGAUUGAGUACGACCAGGACGCGGAGAAGCUCAUCAGCGGGCUGUCGGUCAACUACGACGACGAGGACGUGGAGAUCGAGAUGAAGCGCGCCCACGUGGAUAUGUACGUGCGCAAACUCAGAGAGCGGCAGCGGCGCAAGAACAUCGCUCGGGACUACAACCUGGUGCCCGCGUUCCUGGGCCGAGACAAGAAAGACAAGGAAAAGGAGAAGCCUGGGGUGUUGGGGGUCGUAGGCGCCGCUGGUGGCGUGGGUGGGGCGGGAAUCGGCGGCGGUGCGAUAGGUUCAGGGUCCACGGCGGCAGUGGGGUCGGGUCCUGUUCCGAGCACACCCAAGAGAAAGAUCACCAAGGAGGAGAAGGAGCAGCGGGUCCGGCUGCGGGGGCUCUGCCAGUUCAUGGCGCAUCGGGAGUUUGAGGACUUCUUCGAGAACAUGCACAAGGAGCGGGUGUUGAGGGCCAAGGUGCGGGAGCUGCAGCGCUACCGGCGCAACGGCAUCACGCGCCUGGAAGAGUCCGCCGAGUACGAAGCGGCGCGCCACAAACGGGAGAAGCGCAAAGAGAACAAGAGCGUGGUCACCUCCAAACGGGGCGGCUCGGGAGGCGGCGGCGGCGGCGGCGGGCUCGGCUCCGGGAUGGGGCUCGGCGGCGGAGCCGGAGGGGGCGGAAGCGUCGGCGGAGGGCUGGGGGGCGGAGGCGGGAUCAAAGAAGAGGGCAAGGAUGGCGAGUUCGCCGCCAUCGAGAACCUGACGGGCUUCGAGCUGCUGUCGGACCGGGAGAAGGUGCUGUGCAACUCCCUCAACCUCAGCCCGGCACGCUAUCUGACUGUCAAAACCAUCAUCAUCAAAGAUCACCUGCAGAAAAGGCAAGGCAUACCAGCCAAGAGCCGACUGCCCAGCUACCUGGACAAGGUUCUCAAGAAACGGAUUCUCACCUUCCUCACAGAGAGCGGCUGGAUAUCUCGAGACGCCUCGUAGCACUCCAGUUUUGGCCUAUAAUAGCUAUAACCUGAGGAGGCAAGACUACUGGUUUACACUGUUUGUUUUUUUGUUUUUUUUUAUUUUAUUUUAUUUCAGGGGUGAUCUUGUGAAUAUGUACAUUGCAAAGAAAAAUGAUACCCCGCUUGGGGGAAAAAAAAGUAUAUUUUCAUACCAGGGCUAUGAACAAAGCUAAGCCUAUAUUUUUGCAUUUUGAAAGGAACAGGGGUGGAGUACAGAUCUGCCCCAUCCACAAUGGUUCUACGUGUUUAUACAGUGCUGAUUACAAAGUAUUAAAUAGCGAUGGCAACGUUUUUUUUUUUUUUUUUUUUUUUUUUUUUUGUUAUUGCAAUAGGUUCACUGAAGGUAUCUAUGUGGAAAGUAUCAGAAAUCCAAUCCGGUGACAGGGCAACAGGUAGUUCAUGCAAAAAAGAAAGGUAAAUAAGAAUAUUAGAUCUUUUCAGCAAGCUUUUAUUCUCUAAUUCAUCAUUUCAAGCUGCAUUCGGUGACAGGCAGAUGUUUGAGUUGUGAGUUCAAGGUCUCGAUUGCUCAGAAAUGUUCCCGUCAACUCCUAGAGCCUGGAGCGUUGGUCCGGAGUCUCUUCUUUGGGAGCUGCUUAUGUUCAGGCAAAGAUCUGCCAAUCAAAUCAAUUCAUGAUUGGAGGAGCUUUAUGGACAGAAAAGUAACAGCAGUUUAAUGACAGAAGAUUUCCGAGCGCCUUGGAGUUGAAUUUGCGAACAACGUGAUUGGUUGUAGGCCGAUCCAGCUCAUAUUCUGGUUAGAUUUGAGUCUGCCCGUGUCAGGCUGGUCAACUAUUUCCUUGUUGGUGGUUGUAAGGAUGGAUGAUGACAAACUGGAGCAAUAUUCUUCCCAUCAUAAAGUCCUAUCAUCAAGCUUGGUGGAUCUUAACGUGAAUAUAUCGGCUAAAUCUCCACUGGUGCCCAGAUGAACCAAAACUGAUUGGUUCAACAGGUUUUGUGUUGAGAUGGGAUCCCACGACACGCAGGCAAAUUCUCUAUCCAAAUGUAGCACAUAUUCCGAAAGUCGGAAAAAAAAAGAAUACCAGUGUGUGUAACGAUUUUACUUUACUGUGACAUAUGAAUAUUAGGAUUGCAGUGCACAGUAUUCGAUCUUAUCCGACGUUUUCAUCUGUGUUUCACUUGGGUUUGUCAGAUUUUGCUGCUGGCGACACAAUAACGUUUCUGUUAGUUUGAGGUUGCUCUCCUGGUUGAUUUGGCGACAGUCGGUGUCGUACCUACAGCUGAAAUAAUUCUGGAGGUUGCCAAAAUAAAUAUUUGUCAUUUUAAUGAAGGAGUCAGAAGAUAAUUGGCAUUUUUUUUCCCCGUGAUUCUGUGAGAAACUGAAGUUUUAUGGCUGCAGCUCUUCACCCAACAGCUCACUGUGGCUGCUCCUUGUUCCAUUACUGUGUGUAAUAUCGUUAGCGAUCCUCCGUCAAAAAAAGAAAUGUUUUGCAUACGAAUUUUUAAGGAUUGAUGGUAUCAACUGCCCAAAAAGUAGCAUUUUUUGUGAUUACUUUUUAAUAAAAGUCUUCUUUUGCCAGUUUAAGGUUUUUAACGUGAAGCGACACCAGUAGAAAAUGUUGGAUUUGCAUCAGGAGUGAACUUACAACCCAUUUGAAACCAUCUGAUUACAUUAACGGUAAUUUCAUAUGUUGAUUUUCUAGGCGUUUUGACACAGGCAACCGGCUCAUAGUAUAUAAAGUACAUAAAAAUAUGAUCGUACUUGCGUUACAGGCCCAAAGUCACUUUGAAACUGCCAGUUGGUUGCUAAUGGACGCCAAAAGCUCUAGGUAGCUCUCUUGUGUAUUUCUGAGUGAAACGGGUAAGAUGAAAACAUUGUUAGUAAGUACAGGAAAGCUUUUCUUGCCUCGUUUGGAAAGGAAAAUACCGUCGCUCCAUCUGGUUUCACCCGACGCUCCAAGCUAGCUAGCUGUCAGCAUGGUGAUCAGUGGUAGCGACCAAAGUUUUAGGACCACGUUUCCUUAAUUUAAAGCAACUUUAGAGCAGCUCAGCGUCGAGUCGGUCGACGCAUUGGUCGCUUCCACUGAUUGGUCGCCUUGGCCAUUGGUGUCGCCAGAGGCCUUUCAAGCCCAUUGUCGCUAUCGCUCGCUAAAUCUCACGGCUAGCCUCUUCCUGGUGCGUACGUCGAAAGUGACCUUUAAAUGAAAGUCUGUUAAAUGUACACACGGGUAGAUGGAACGCAUAUAUAGUAUUUCUUUUUUUUUUUGCUUGGAAAAUCCUGGUUGAUGGUGGUUCUUGUUUGUACCUUUUUUACUGUCCACACUGUUAAAUGCAGGCGAAGAAGCUGGUUGUGUAACAGCAUUAAUGUUCAGGUUCACGACAAGGUUGUUGUUGAUGAUGUCGUCGUUCUCCUCGUUUAAGCUUCCGCAGUCUUCACUCCACCGGCGACCCACACUGUCUAAAUGUAAAUGAGAGUAUUGAACGGCUGCCGUUUUCACAGACGGACUGGAAUAAAUGGAGGAAGCCGUGGGAAUGUGCGGACGUUGCGUACGCUGGAGUAUGUUUGUCUCGUUCGUCUGGUAAAUGGUGCUUUGGUGAAGACACGAAUGUCACCAGAAUGUCCGUAGCGGUCAGGUUUAUUUCAGCAUCCAAGAACAGAAGGGGGUUAAUAUUUGCCCGAUUCCUUGUCAUUCCACGUUCUUUUUUUACUCAAACUCUACGUAAUAGUUCUGACGAUAUUCCAUGAAGAGACCAACACUCUGUUGACUCUGUCCCAACUUUACAACAUCCUGCUAUUGUGAACCAUCUGGAGACCAAGCGUGUAUCCAUCCGCAGCAGAAAACAGUCCCCAACAAAUGCACUUUUUUUUUUUUUUGUUUUUUUGUUCAAAUCUCCAGUUUUACAAAUAAUUUAACGUGUGUGUAGGAAAUUGUCGGGAUCAGGGGAGGAAUUAGAACAUAUUAAAGGAUAAGCAGGCUUUUAUUUUGGUGAGAUUUGUUGAGGUUUGUCUUUCUAGUGUUCAACUGUCCAACUCCAAUAGUGGGUCCACUCCAGUACGAUUAGUUCCUAGACCAUUAAAGUUCCUUUAUUGAAGAUCCUGAAGAGAGUUGGCGUCGUAUUGUAAAGCUAAUGAGCGUCAGAAUGUUCCAGAAUGAAACUGCCAGUUCAAGCUAUUUGUUUGUUAUUUUUUUUUCAAGAAUGGCCUUUUAUUUUAUCUCAUUGUUUCCUUCAGAUUUUGACUGUGGCAUUGUUCUGCAUGUGCAACCAAAUGUUCUAGAUUUUGUUCCAGAUUUUGUCUCGUGUUUGGGUCUUUCGCUGUAAAUGUCUCGCUGUUUUUUUUUUUUUUUUUCUUUACACCAAAAUGUAAAUAAUUUUAUAAGAUAAAAUUGCAAAAAGGGGGAGGGGGGACAUAUAAUUACUGACCUGUGAAAUGUACAGUAUUUUGUGUCAUGAAUUUUUUUUUUUUUUAUAGCUUUUGUAAUAAAACUGAAAGCUUUUGGAUUAACCAGGACGAAGCGUUUGGCUCUGGGUGGCACGGCGGUCUGAAAAUAAUCUGAGCUGUUUUUUGCUGUUCUGUUACUUUUGUUGUUGGGGAGAUGACGAGUUAUGGAGGUGGAUUAAAACGUGCAAAUGCUUUAUACUUUGAA
This is a messenger RNA of Mugil cephalus (flathead mullet), 5299 nucleotides long. It is a transcript of the gene tada2b, whose product is annotated as transcriptional adaptor 2B. The record is from RefSeq and is a predicted model, not a curated record. Lineage: Eukaryota; Metazoa; Chordata; Actinopteri; Mugiliformes; Mugilidae. Gene Ontology annotation, cellular component: nucleus; SAGA-type complex. Gene Ontology annotation, molecular function: zinc ion binding; transcription coactivator activity; chromatin binding. Gene Ontology annotation, biological process: regulation of transcription by RNA polymerase II; chromatin remodeling.